This is a messenger RNA of Salvia splendens (bonfire salvia), 450 nucleotides long. RefSeq lists its product as uncharacterized. The coding region runs from base 1 to 450 and encodes 149 amino acids. NCBI's taxonomy places the organism in Eukaryota, Viridiplantae, Streptophyta, Magnoliopsida, Lamiales, Lamiaceae. The transcript has a single exon. The record is from RefSeq and is a predicted model, not a curated record.
AUGGUAGGGUUAACCACAAGCCGUCAGAUCUGGCAAGCAUUGGAGACCAGUUUUGCUAGCCAGUCUAAGGCAAAAGCAAUGCAGUAUAAGAUGCAGUUUCAAAAUAUCAAGGACUCUUUGCCAAUAAUUGAAUAUUUGGGAAAAAUCAAGCGCUGUUGUGAUCUUCUUGCAGCUAUUGGAUGCAAGAUUUCAGAGGAUGAUCAGAUUCUGUAUGCUCUGAAUGGCCUAGGACCUCAAUAUGAUCCUGUUAUGGUGGCAAUCUCAGCUCGUGUAGAUGGGUGGACAAUGCAGGAAGUAUCUUCUCUGUUGAUGAGUUUUGAAACUAGAUUGGAAGGCUCAAAAUCCUCUUCCUCGCAUAUAAAUGUUGAUGGCUCUAUUUCCUCUUUGAAUCUCACUCAAAUGCCUGCCUUUAGAAGAGAAGUUUCUCCAGCCCCCUCAAGUAAUACAUAA